Drosophila subpulchrella is the source of this 4089-nucleotide messenger RNA. Its product is annotated as putative ATP-dependent RNA helicase DHX57. The record is from RefSeq and is a predicted model, not a curated record. Lineage: Eukaryota; Metazoa; Arthropoda; Insecta; Diptera; Drosophilidae. Bases 86 to 3955 code for a protein of 1289 amino acids. Gene Ontology annotation, cellular component: intracellular anatomical structure. Gene Ontology annotation, molecular function: ATP binding; protein binding; metal ion binding. The transcript is spliced from 6 exons.
CAGAGUUGCCACUGGCAACCUGCCAGCACUGUUAGGCGUUUGUUGUGAAAUUUACCUGAUUUACUUUUGCCAUUUUCCGGUGGCCAUGGACGAAUCCUCGCGACAGCACAUGGAGGACUGCUUCCUGCGCAGCCCCAGCGACAUCCGCACCACCAACGUGCCCGCGGUGCCGAAAUCACAGGCGGCGGACAACAAGUCCCGGAAAACGGAGCUGCACGUCCUCCGGCUGAACGACGAGUCCCGCCAGAUGACCAUGGACACGCUGCGCCAGAUCCAUGGGCCCGACUUCCAGCUGGACGACAUCAGCAAGUACAAGGAUCGCGGACGCGGCGGCCACGGCGUGAAACACUCGUACUGGCAGGAUCGCGGCACCCUGGUCGUCCAGAGUGUCCAGGGCGUGAGCUCCUCGCGUGGCGGCAACGACAGCGAUGGGGAUCGCCUGCGUCGCUAUGCCCUGGCCAAGCUGGAGAACUAUGGCUUCCAGGCUGUCCACUGCUUGGAGGCCUAUGAGCACUGCUCCGGCGACACAGAGGCCGCCCUGUUGCUACUCUACCGACGCUACAUGAGGAUUCCCGAGGAGGAGCAGCUGACCCUCGAGCCACCCGGCGAGCAGGAACUGCUGGACAUGCGCGCCGAGGAGAAGGAGGCCCUGGAAUCCAUCUACGAUCAGGCAUACGAGGAGCGCGAGGCGAAUCGGGUGUGGAAUCUCAAGUUCCGCAUCGAUCACCUGCUUGCCCACAGUCCCUCGGAGGUGCGGAAAGCCAGGGAGGCGGUCCUGGCAGCUGCUGCUGCCGCUGCCCAGGCGGCGCUGGACAAGAAGAAGAAGGCACCGCAGCGGUGUCGCAACUUUGACCGCGACGGCACAUGCAAGUUCGGCCCCAAGUGCCGGUUCGCCCACCUGCCACCGCAGCCCACGGAAGCGGACAUUGCCAAGAAGGACAGCGUUGACGAGAACGACAACGAAUUGUGGUUCCAUGUGGAGGUGCGCUUCCCGCCGGGCAGCCGCUAUCCAUAUGAGGCACCCUUUGUAUACCUGAAAACCACCUGCCACGACAUCCCGCACGAGCUGCGCCUUCGCUACGCCCGCCACCUGUACAAAGAAGCUAGAGAGAUCUGCCGCGAUGGCAUUCCGUGUGUGUACAGCAUCUGCGACCUGUUGCAGUCCAAUGAACAGCUAUCCGGUCGUCUGGACACGUCACCUUUUCCCUCGCCCAAGCGCUCAAUAUUCCACGACGAACCAGAGGGCGGUGGCGCCGAUCAGAAUGGUUUGGAUCAGCAGGCGCCAAAGCCAACGCAUUACGCCCGUGGGCAAACGUCGCGAAAUGAUGGAGGCCAUCAGCGGAAUGUGGAGGCGCAGAGCCGGGAGAAUCGUCGCCUGCUGCAGCAGUUCGUGGAGCGGCGAAAGGAAGAGCGCUACCAGAAGGUCAUUGAUGGCCGGAAACAGCUGCCAGCGUUCGCCGAAAUUGAACGUAUACUGGCGCUAAUCGAAAGCUCGCCUGUGGUGGUCAUAUCCGGUGAAACGGGUUGCGGAAAGAGUACCCAAGUGCCACAGUUCAUCCUAGACAAUUGGUUUUUCCGCUCCCUCCAACUGCCGGCGAGGGAGAACUUGCCCCACGUGGAGAUCAUUUGCACGCAGCCACGACGUCUUUCGGCCAUCGGAGUGGCGGAGCGUGUGGCUGCCGAGCGGCUGGAUCGCAUUGGUCAGCUGGUGGGCUACCAGAUACGGCUGGAGAACAAGGUGUCGCAGAGCACGCGCCUCAGCUUCUGCACCACGGGCAUUCUGUUGCGCCGCCUGGCCUCCGAUCCGCUGCUGGGCAGCGUCACCCAUGUCAUAGUGGACGAAGUGCACGAACGUUCCGAGGAAUCGGACUUCUUGUUGCUCAUCUUGAAGAAUUUGUUGCAAGAACGCAAGGAUCUCAAAGUAAUCCUCAUGUCGGCCACUCUAAAUGCCACUCUCUUUUCGGAUUACUUUGGUGGAGCUCCCGUGCUGGACAUUCCUGGUCGCACUUUUCCCGUCCAGCAGCUCUUCCUGGAGGAUAUUGUGGAGAUGAGCGAUUUCGUCAUGGAGUAUGACACCAAGUACUGCCGUAAGCUGAAGAAACAUGAACAGGACGUCCUGGAGCGUGAGCUGGAGUACGCCGAUGUCCAGGCUUCCGGGCAGGCGCCAGGAAAGAAGAUCAAGGAUGAAAAACUUACUCUGGCCGAGAUCUAUCAGCGUUAUGCGGAAUACAGCAAGCCCACGUGCAAGAGUAUUUACCUGAUGGAGCCAAUGACCAUCAAUCCGGAACUGAUCGAAUCCGUACUUAAAUACAUCGUUGAAGGCUCCCACGAUUGGCCGCGCGAGGGAACUAUACUCAUCUUUCUUCCCGGCUUCGGGGAGAUCCAAACCGUGCAUGAUUCUUUGAUGGAUAAUGCCCUCUUCUCGCCACGUGCCGGCAAAUUCAUCCUGGUUCCCUUGCACUCUGCUCUCUCUGGCGAGGAUCAGGCGCUGGUAUUUAAGAAGGCGCCACCCGGUAAAAGGAAGAUUGUGCUAAGCACGAACAUCGCCGAGACCUCGGUGACCAUCGACGACUGUGUCUUCGUGGUAGACUGCGGCCUGAUGAAGGAGAAGUGUUUCGACUCAAACCGUAAUAUGGAAUCACUGGACCUGGUCUGGGUCUCCCGUGCCAAUGCCAAGCAGCGCAAGGGUCGUGCCGGUCGCGUGAUGCCGGGAGUGUGCAUUCACCUGUAUACCAGUUACCGCUACAACCACCACAUUCUGGGCCAGCCGGUGCCGGAGAUCCAGCGUGUGCCGCUUGAGCAGAUUGUGUUGCGGAUCAAGACCUUGCAGACGUUCGCCUCGCGCAACACGCUUUCGGUUCUCCUGGAGACCCUGGAGGCGCCCACAGAGGAUAGUGUUCUGGGUGCGCUAACACGUUUGAGGGAUGUGGGAGCUCUAGAUGCGGAGGACCAGUUGACGCCGCUGGGUCACCAUCUCGCCGCCCUGCCUGUGGACGUGCGCAUUGGCAAGCUGAUGUUGUACGGGGCAAUCUUCCAGUGCCUAGACAGCGUACUGACCAUCGCCGCCUGCCUGAGCAAUAAGUCGCCGUUCGUAAGUCCCAUGAGCAAGCGCACGGAGGCGGACAAGUGCAAAAGGAUGUUUGCCCUGGGCAACAGCGAUCACCUCACCGUGCUGAAUGCGUACAGGAAAUGGCUGGAUGUGGCGCGUAGGGGUAACUAUGCAGCCAGCAGGAACUACGCCAGUGAGCACUUUCUGUCGCUGAACACGCUUGAGACGAUAGCCGACCUUAAGUACCAGUACCUGGAGCUACUCGUUUCCAUUGGCUUUGUGCCCAUCAAUGUGCCUCGGAGGCGCAAGAAUGCCUGCGACAAUAUUCUCACACUAACAGGUGUGGAGCAGAAUCACAACGGCGAUAACAACAGGCUGCUGACCUCGCUCCUUUGCGCCGCCCUCUAUCCAAACAUCGUAAAGAUAAUGACGCCGGAGCGCGUCUACGUCCAGACGGCUGGCGGUGCUGUGCCACGCGAGCCGAGCCACCAGGACUUGCGCUUCAAGACGCGCGGCGAUGGCUAUGUAAAGAUUCACCCGUCGUCUGUCAACUCGCAUGUGGCUGUCUUCCAGGCGCCCUUCCUUGUUUACCAAGAGAAGGUGCGCACCAGCGCCAUCUACAUCCGGGACUGCUCGAUGCUGCCACUCAUCGCCAUGGUCCUGUUUGCCGGCAGUGACUUUAAGGUGGAGCUUCACGACGGCGACUUCCUGUUCCUGCUGGAGAGCGGCUGGAUUAUCCUGAAGGCCCACGACCUCGAGACCGCCGAGAUGGUGCAGUGCCUGCGGUCGGAGAUGAUCAAGCUGCUGGAGGAGAAGAUUCGCGACCCGUGCCUUAACCUGCUGCACCACAAGAACGGCUGCCGGAUGAUCGGCAACAUAGUCCACCUGAUCAGUAAAAAUAGCUGAGACCCUCAUUUCACAACUACCCAAAUCGAUUGUACAUUUUGUGUAAUAGCAGUUGUAGCCGAUAUUUAAAAUACCUGUAAUAUACGCCAAACGAGACCAAUAACGAAUCACCGAAUCGAUGGCUUUAAACCACG